AUGACGCUCGAUAUAAAAUCCGAAGGACAAAAAAAUGGUGCGGCAAAUGGUGGUACGGCAUCGGCAAACGAUUGCGCAUGCGCAGGUUGCGGUAAAAAAAUAACAGAUAGAUUUUUCUUAAAAGCAUGCGAACUUUUCUGGCACGAAGAUUGUUUGAAAUGCGGAUGUUGCGAUUGCAGACUCGGUGAAGUCGGUUCGACAUUAUACACAAAAGCUAAUCUCAUUCUUUGCAAGAGAGAUUACCUGAGACUAUUUGGCAACACCGGAUAUUGUUCGGCCUGCAACAAAGUCAUACCUGCAUUCGAAAUGGUCAUGAGAGCCAAACACAACGUUUACCAUUUAGAAUGUUUCGCUUGUCAGCAAUGCAAUCACAGGUUUUGCGUCGGUGAUAGAUUUUAUCUAUGCGAAAAUAAAAUCCUUUGCGAAUACGAUUACGAAGAAAGAUUGGUUUUUGCUAAUAUGGCAUAUAAUCCGCCAUCUAUAGCUGCCAUCAAGAGGCAUCUACCGCCGCCGGUAAGGGCUCCAAGAGUACGUUUUUCUUUUUUUUUUUUUUUUUCUUUUCUUUUCAUUUCGGAAAAUCAUCCGAUGAAAAUUUUAAUCCGUGAAAAUUUUUCGAAACUUUUCCCAGAUAAAUUUAAAAAAAAAAAAAAAAAAAAACCGGAAAAAUUUUUUUAA
Messenger RNA from Pediculus humanus corporis (human body louse), 675 nucleotides. RefSeq names its product LIM-only protein, putative. Gene Ontology annotation, biological process: positive regulation of transcription by RNA polymerase II. The record is from RefSeq and is a predicted model, not a curated record. Bases 1 to 675 code for a protein of 224 amino acids. Gene Ontology annotation, molecular function: DNA-binding transcription factor binding; transcription coactivator activity. NCBI's taxonomy places the organism in Eukaryota, Metazoa, Arthropoda, Insecta, Psocodea, Pediculidae. The transcript is spliced from 3 exons. Gene Ontology annotation, cellular component: nucleus.